Messenger RNA from Sus scrofa (pig), 4429 nucleotides. Lineage: Eukaryota; Metazoa; Chordata; Mammalia; Artiodactyla; Suidae. The record is from RefSeq and is a predicted model, not a curated record.
CCAGUCAGCGCCAGUUCCAGCACCUCCCGCCUGCAAGAGAACAGCUGUUCCCAAGGGUACAGGGUCUCCCCAGCUGACUGCUUUCACCAGGGCUGCAGCCCCCCAGGCAGCAGUGCUCAGCAAGCCCCCAUCAUCUCCAAGAAUAAACUCUGAAGCCAGUGACUAUGUGGAUCUGAAUCAUCAGGGAGCUGUUGGAGGAGGGGGAGUGACUUCCCAGGACAGGCAAGCCGACUAUAUAAGCUUCGGAGGGCUGGGUGCCACUGAGAUCUCUUCCACAGCCACUGCCGGCCAGGGAGCAGCUCUCCACCGCACCCACCAUGUCCCAGGAAGCCCCCAUCAAGAAGAAGCGCCCCCCUGCGAAGGAGGAGGACCUGAAGGGGGCCCGAGGGAACUUGGCCAAGAACCAGGAGAUCAAGUCCAAGACCUACCAGGUCAUGCGGGAGUGUGAGCAAGCCGGUUCUGCUGCCCCGUCGGUGUUCAGCCGUGCUCGGACUGGCACAGAGACCGUCUUCGAGAAGCCCAAAGCUGGACCCGCCAAGAGUGUCUUUGGCUGAGAAGUGCACACUACCCUCCUCACCACCAGCAACACAGGAACCUUUCCCAAGAAUUCUUUUUUAUGCCAAGAUAUACCUUCUCACCUGCCACCUUUGGGACUGCCACCCCUCCCCCACAGCCCUUGCCCUUCAGCCCAGGGACUCUGCACCAGCACCUGCGAAGCACCAAUAAAGAGGAUGCCCAAGGGGCCCCAGCGUUUGGAGGGUGUUGGUCACUGGCCCUGGUCACUAAAUGCAGGGGAGGGAAGGGCAGGUGGCUAUGAGGCAUGUUCUGAACUGUUCAAAACUUUUGGAAGGGUCUCAGAGGAAUGCACGUGCUCUUAGGGCCACUGCCACACACAAGAAAGAGCUUUGGACAUGGAGCCCUGGUGCUGACCUGCGUAGCCUCAGAUCAUCUCCCCUCCCUUUUUGAGCCUCAUUAACCCUUGUAUGUGACAGGAGAGACUAUUAUGUAAAACGGGCCAUAGUCACACUGCUCAGAGUGAAGCAGGCGGGGUCUGGGGCUCACCUUCCCCCCACCCCUGUCUUCCACAGAAACCACUGAGGUGCCUCCAGGGACCCCCAGGCUCAGGAUCCUCAAAGCCCCCUCCCCUUGUUUAUAUCGCCUCCCUGCCAGCUUGCCCCCACUUCAAAGACAAAGCCAGGUCGAGGCACCUCUCUGGCCAGUGGCAGUCGCUUCCUGAGCUACCAUCACCGCUCCCAAACUGGGGGCGAGGCCCCACCUUGCCACUCCCACAGCUCUGUGUGAGCCACAUGAGCACCAGGUUCUCCCCGGCGCUUCAAGAUUCUUUCCACUUCAUGCCUCAGUGUCUCUGUGUGUGGAGCUGUCAGAUUCAGGGGACUGCAGAGGCCUGCCCGGCUGGGACAGCAAGACCAUGGACGGUCCAGGGCUGGAGUGGCAGUGACUGGCUAGGGGCCGAUGCCUGCAGUGACGUCCUGCCAGUCCCCUGGGCAGAAGCCAGCCUGACAGGCAGAGGAGCCAAAAUGAAGACCCUCUCCCCUACUGGUGCCUACGGCCUUCUGCUGGUCCUGCCCUUGCUGCUGGCUGUCCUUCAGAGCACCACGGCCCACAAGAAUGACAUCAACAUCUACAGUCUCACCGUGGACUCCAAGGUCUCGUCCCGAUUUGCCCACACAGUCGUUACCAGCCGAGUGGUCAACAAGGGCAGUGCUGUGCAGGAGGCCACCUUCCAGAUGGAGCUGCCCAAGAAGGCUUUCAUCACCAACUUCUCCAUGAUCAUCGAUGGUGUGACCUACCCAGGUAACAUCAAGGAGAAGGCUGCAGCCCAGGAGCAGUACAGCGCAGCCGUGGCCAGGGGAGAGAGUGCUGGCCUUGUCAGGGCCACUGGGAGAAAGACAGAGCAGUUCCAGGUGGCAGUCAGCGUGGCUCCUGCUGCCAAGGUCACCUUCGAGCUGGUGUAUGAGGAGCUUCUGGCACGGCAUCUGGGAGUGUAUGAGCUGCUGUUGAAAAUCCAGCCCCAGCAGCUGGUCAAGCACCUGCAGAUGGACAUUCACAUCUUCGAGCCUCAGGGCAUCAGCUUUCUGGAGACAGAGAGCACCUUUAUGACCAAUGAACUGGCAGAGGCCCUCACCAUAUCACAGAACAAGACUAAGGCUCACAUCCGAUUCAAGCCGACACUCUCCCAGCAGCAGAAGUCCCCAGAGCAGCAGGAAACGGUCCUGGAUGGCAACUUCAUCGUCCGCUAUGAUGUGAACCGGACAGUCACUGGGGGUUCCAUUCAGAUCGAGAAUGGCUACUUUGUGCAUUACUUUGCCCCGGAGGGUCUGUCUGCAAUACCCAAGAACGUGGUCUUUGUCAUUGAUACAAGCGGCUCCAUGAGGGGCAGGAAAAUCCAGCAGACCCGGGAAGCCCUAAUUAAGAUCCUGGGUGACCUCGGCUCCCGCGACCAGUUCAACCUUGUCAGCUUCAGUGGGGAAGCCACCCAGUGGAAGAAGGGGCUGUUGCCAGCCUCAGCUGAGAACGUGGAGGAAGCCAAGAGCUAUGCUGCCGAAAUCCAUGCCCAGGGAGGGACCAAUAUAAAUGAUGCGAUGCUGAUGGCCGUGCAGCUGCUGGAAAGAGCCAACCGGGAGGAGCUGCUGCCCGCGAGGAGCGUUACCCUCAUCAUCCUCCUCACCGAUGGCGACCCCACUGUGGGGGAGACCAACCCCUCGAAGAUCCAGAAGAACGUUCGGGAAGCCAUAGACGGCCAGCACAGCCUCUUCUGCCUGGGCUUCGGCUUUGACGUCAGCUACGCCUUCCUGGAGAAGAUGGCACUGGAGAAUGGCGGUCUGGCCCGGCGCAUCUAUGAGGACUCUGACUCUGCCCUGCAGCUCGAGGACUUCUACCAGGAGGUGGCCAACCCACUGCUGAGGUUGGUGGCCUUUGAGUACCCAAGCAAUGCCGUGGAGGCAGUCACGCAGGACAACUUCCGGCUGUUCUUCAAAGGCUCUGAGUUGGUGGUGGCCGGGAAGCUCCGGGACCAGAGCCCCGAUGUGCUCUCCGCCAAAGUCAGGGGGCAACUGCACAUGGAGAAUGUCACCUUCGUAAUGGAGUCCAGGGUAGCAGAGCAGGAGGCGGAGUUCCUGAGCCCCAAGUACAUCUUCCACAGCUUCAUGGAGAGACUCUGGGCAUACCUGACCAUCCAGCAACUGUUGGCGCAAACAGUCUCUGCGUCAGAUGCUGAGAAGAAGGCCCUUGAAGCCCGAGCCCUGAGCUUGUCACUCAACUACAGCUUUGUCACCCCUCUCACAUCUAUGGUGAUCACCAAACCUGAAGGCCAAGAACAGUCUCAGGUUGCUGAGAAGCCCGUGGAAAAUGGAAACCGACAGGGGAACACCCACUCAGGUCACUCUUCCUUUCAAUUUCAUUCUGUGGGAGACAGAACAUCCAGACUAACAGGAGGCAGCAGUGUAGACCCUGUUUUUUCUCACAGAAGAGGCUGGAAAGGACAAGGACCCCCCGGACCUCUUCAGCCUACUCGUUUUUCUCAUCCGUUUUCCCGUAUAACCUUGGACCGGGUGCUGCCAGAGGUGCUAUCCGUUCCUGAUGAAACGUCACAUGACAUGGAUUCAAGAAUCAUAGGAGCCACGAUACCUCCACCCCCUGCCCGCAUCCAGGCUCCUUCCGUCAUCUUGCCACUGCCUGGGCAGAGCGUGGACCAGCUCUGUGUGGACCUCAAGCACUCCCAGGGCCCAGUGAAGCUGCUCUCAGACCCUGGCCAAGGGGUUGAAGUGACUGGCCACUAUGAGAGGGAGAAGGCCCGCUUCUCAUGGAUUGAAGUGACCUUCAAGCACCCGCCACUGCAGGUUCGUGCAUCCCUGGAGCACAUAGUAGUGAUUCGGAACCGCCAAAGCUCUGCGUACAAGUGGAAGGAAACACUCUACUCAGUGAUGCCCGGCCUCAAGAUAACCAUGGACAAGGCGGGACUUCUGCUGCUCAGCAGCCCAAACAGAGUGACCAUCGGCCUGCUGUCCUGGGAUGGCCCUGGGAAGGGGCUCCGACUCCUUCUGCGGGACACUGACCACUUCUCCAGCCAGAUCAGUGGGACCUUUGGCCAGUUUUACCAGGACGUGGUCUGGGGACCCCCAGCAGCAGCAGAUGACAGCAAGCGAACAGUGACAGUCCAGGGACAUGACCACUCUGCCACCAGAGAGCUCAAGCUGGAUUACCAAGAGGGAUCCCCGGGAAAAGAGAUUUCCUGCUGGACUGUGGUGCUGUAGUUCUGAUGGGAGGAGUUACACCCGCCCCCCAUGCUGCCCCCUUUUUGCAGAUGGCUGCCACACUGUAACCACAGGUCAGCCUGUGGGACCUGGAACAUCAUGGGGAGAUGUAUUUUCACUCAUUAAAAUAAAGAGAGGUGAUGUGAGCCCAGGGA